Molecule: messenger RNA, 967 nt
Organism: Musca vetustissima
Lineage: Eukaryota; Metazoa; Arthropoda; Insecta; Diptera; Muscidae
Gene: beta4GalT7
Product: beta-1,4-galactosyltransferase 7
Exons: 3
Coding region: 25-957 (310 amino acids)
Biological process (GO): proteoglycan biosynthetic process; carbohydrate metabolic process
Molecular function (GO): xylosylprotein 4-beta-galactosyltransferase activity
Source: RefSeq, a predicted model, not a curated record
AUAGACAAAAAUAGAGAAGGCGGCAUGGCGAGUGUAACAACCAUAAAUUGGCUAUUUAUAUGUGGCCUAUUUUUCUGUUUGGGCGGUGUUGUGGUGCUAAGUUUUAUGUCACUGCCCUCAGAUUGCAUUUGUCCCAUAAGUCGACCCAAGCCAAAAGAAUCGGCCGACUUGUUGAACAAACCACCGGAUCAAUUACAAGUUGUACAUAAGUUAGCUGUGUUAGUGCCAUUUCGCGACCGUUUCGAGGAGCUGCUACAAUUUGUGCCACACAUGACAACGUUCCUAAAGAAACAGCAUGUUCAUCAUCAUAUUUUUGUUUUAAAUCAAGUUGAUCGUUAUCGCUUCAAUCGCGCCUCUCUCAUUAAUGUGGGCUUUCGUUUUGUGAGCGGAGUCUAUGACUAUAUUGCCAUGCAUGAUGUUGAUUUGUUGCCCUUAAAUAAUGAUUUACAUUAUGAUUAUCCCAGCGAUGCGGGGCCAUUGCAUAUUGCCGCACCUGAGCUACAUCCCAAAUAUCACUAUGAAAACUUUGUGGGUGGCAUUCUGUUGGUGAGAAAUGACCAUUUUGAGAAAAUGAAUGGCAUGUCGAAUAAAUAUUGGGGUUGGGGUCUGGAGGAUGAUGAAUUUUUUGUUCGAAUCAGAGACGCAGGUCUGAAGGUGACAAGACCGCAGGGUAUAAAGACUGGUGUAAAUGAUACCUUUAACCACAUACACAAUCGUUAUCAUCGCAAACGUGAUACUCAAAAGUGCUUCAAUCAAAAGGAGGUAACUCGUAGACGUGACCGUGAAACGGGCCUCAAUACUCUGCAAUACAAAAUAACCAAAGUCCAUGACAUGCUCAUCGAUGGCACUCAAAUAACCGUACUCAACAUUGAACUGGAAUGUGAUUUGAAUAAAACACCAUGGUGUGACUGCAGUGGUAAUGCCCAAGCCGCUGCCGAAGAACAAAUGAAACAGUGAUACUAAUCAA